Messenger RNA from Lethenteron reissneri (Far Eastern brook lamprey), 2627 nucleotides. Its product is annotated as dachshund homolog 1-like. Gene Ontology annotation, cellular component: nucleus; transcription regulator complex. Gene Ontology annotation, molecular function: DNA-binding transcription factor activity, RNA polymerase II-specific; RNA polymerase II cis-regulatory region sequence-specific DNA binding. The record is from RefSeq and is a predicted model, not a curated record. NCBI's taxonomy places the organism in Eukaryota, Metazoa, Chordata, Hyperoartia, Petromyzontiformes, Petromyzontidae. Gene Ontology annotation, biological process: regulation of transcription by RNA polymerase II.
GACGCGGGCCUCAAGGAGAGGAGUGAGGAGAGGGACAGCUCCCCCGAGCCGUCCCCCAUGCGGAGGCAGCGAUCCGAGGAGCCCCCGUCCCCACGCCACUGCUCCCCGCCAGCGCUCGCACACGGAUCCAUCGAGCGACUCGGUGUGCCCUUGCACGGGUGUGCGUUGGUGCGUGCGUGCGUGGCAGGAGGCGUGCACCAGAAUGGGCUGUGCGUGGGGCCUGUGCCACUCCCCGCCAUGGCCCCGCGGCCCGGCAGCCAUGCCCGUGACGACGCCAAACACGACGGCAACGACAGGGGCCUCGCCGAGCAGAAAGAUGGAAUGGCAGUGGGGAUGCUGGCCGGCGCGGCGGGGGAUAAACAGCACAGCCUUGCCAGCCUCGCUCAACUCCACGCAGACUUCCCAGCCGCCGCCUUCCUCUUCCCAGACGGGCUGUCCUCCACCGAGACCCUGCUCACCAACAUCCAGGGCCUACUGAAGGUGGCGGCCGACUCGGCGCGGGCGCAGGACAAGCAGGCGCAGCUGGAGAAGUCGGAGCUGCGCAUGGAGAUCCUGCGGGAGCGCGAGGUGCGCGAGGCCCUGGAGAGGGAGCUCGCCACCGAGCAGCGCAACCGCGAACUCGUGCAGAAGCGUCUGAAGAAGGAGAAGAAGGCCAAGAGGAAGCUGCAGGAGGCGCUGGAGUUUGAGGGCAAGCGGCGGGAGCAGGCCGAGCAUGCGCUCACGCAGGCCACCAACCCCGACGGCCUGCGUGGCCUCGGAGAGCCACUGAGCCCCAUGAUGGAGGGAGAGAGAAGUGGACAGGGGGAGAACGAGAGAGUGGCUCAACAAGAAUCGAGGAUGUACUUCAAAAACCCGGGACUCUACUGACCGGGCGUCAAGGUGGCAACGAAUUGGGUUGAGGGGGUUGUGGGGAGGGUGGGGGGUUGGGGGGCAGGGCAGGGUUGGGGCGGGGGGUGGAUGGCGUUUGGACUAAAACGAGCGGACGGAGUUGUCAAGGGUCACGCAGCCAAGUGGUCAGUGGCGAUCACAGCCCAGGGGCCCCUGUGGGGGUGAGGUGGGGCGGGGGGGGGCUGGGGCGGGUGGGGGGGGGGGGGGCAUGUCCGGGGGUCGAGCCCCCCGUGAACCCAGGGGGGGGGGUCCGGAGGCUGCCCCGACUCUUCCCGAGCGAUUUCCUGUUUGUGCCCCGGCGUGCGGGGGGGGGGGGGGGGGGGGACCCGUGCUUCGUGCCCGUUGCUGCGGCUGCCCCCCGCGUGUGUUUGCGGGUCGAGACGGCCACCGGACGUCCGACGGUUCACUCCACGUGCCGGGAGCUUCCUCCUUCUCCUCCUCGUCGUCCUCUACUUUUUCUGCAGCUGAAUUCUCCAGGAACCCGAAAACACAUCGGGAGCUGCUCGCAAGCGGCUCGUAAAAAAUAGGGGGGGUGGCGGGGGCUGGCUGAGAAUUUGUUGACACUGAAUCCCGGUGUCUGCGGGAGUGAAUCUGCAUGUCCCGUCUUUACUUGUGGUUGCUGAACAUGAACGUGUGUUUGGGGCGUGGGGGGGCGGCCCUAAGAUGCUGCAGCGGCUGGCGGUUUUUUUUUGGGGGGGGGGGGGGCGUGAGGAGGUCAGGGUUAUGAUCCACCACCCCUCCCCCCCCUCCCACUUGGAUAUUGAUUGCGGUUGUAAAAUAUAAAACGGAGUGUGCCCCUCUCAUACUCCCCCCCCGCCCACCCCUCCCCCCUCUUCUCCCACCACCCCAACAACACGUCCAUACACAUUCCCUCCUAUUCCUUACCCACCCCCCCCUACCCCCCUACCCCCCUUCCUACCCCCCCUCCCCAAAAGAUAGAGUAAUGCAAGGGCACUUUGCGAUGGUGCGAACACAAAAUUCAAUAGAGAGCACUGCCCUACAGCCAGCCAUGCUCGGGAGUAUAACACACACAAAAAUACGAGAUGCACCUUUUUACAAACUUAGUUUUUUCUUGUGUAAUUUAUGAUUUUAUAUACUUGUUUUCAAACAGUGCACAAAUCCUCUCUCCCGUGAGUGUCGCCUGUGUCGGGGUUCACCGGCGGUGGCGGUGGUGUGUUUUGCGGGAAGCUCCCUCGUUCAGGGGGAACCCUACUGAUUUAUUCUACAGAUCUCGCAUUCCCUUCCCGUGGUGGGCGGCGGUGGCGCGGGUGGGUGGGGGGAGGUUGGCGCUCUUGGUGGUGGCGCUGGAGGUGGCGCACCGCUGACCCACACGCACACACGCACGGACGGGCGCGACGCCACUUGACUAUGUAAUUACGAAAUGGGAGUUGAGGACGCAGUUGCUCAUGCCAACGGUUAAUUGUCGCCAGAGUUAGCUCUUAUAAGAUCCAUUGUACAGUAACGAAUCUGCAGUCAUUUUUAACGCGAGCGCAAAAAAAAAAGAUUGAAGAACGCGCGCGCGCGUACACACACACGUGAACAAUACUUGCUGUAAAAUAUUAACACUGUUGUCUUACUUCGGGCCCCGUGAAACGACCGGGGUUUCCUGUAACACUUUCAUAAAUGAUGGCACCCAUCCUGUAACUUCCAACUUUUAUGUGACCGUUGUUUUUUUUUGUAAAAAUCAAAAAGCUGAAAGAAAAAAAAACGUAAGAAAAAUAUUAAACUUCACGUCCGGA